Molecule: messenger RNA, 748 nt
Organism: Pseudocercospora fijiensis CIRAD86
Lineage: Eukaryota; Fungi; Ascomycota; Dothideomycetes; Mycosphaerellales; Mycosphaerellaceae
Exons: 5
Coding region: 197-748 (183 amino acids)
Source: RefSeq, a predicted model, not a curated record
AACCGAAACGAGCGACAUUUGCCGUGCGUGGAUCAGAUGACGAAGAAGAAGAAGACUGGCGAGCAAACAUGUCCAAUGCCGACAAGAGGGCCGAAUUUCUACGACUUUGUGAACGCGCAUGGGAUCUCUUCCACUCUUGAUCUAAUCUGCGCUACAUAUCAAGCGAUUCUCUGCCAUAUUCUUAGCACACGAUUGAAUGCUUUUACAUACGCGACGCCCUCAAAUCCCUGUUUUUUUCUUCUCGUUCAUCUGUCUUGGAAAGAGCAAGCAACACGACAUCAAUUUUUUUUUCCUGGCUGGCUGGAUGGGAUGGGAUGGGAUGGAUGGGAUGGGGUAUUUGCUGUUUUUUUUGGACGGGUUUAGGGAAUCGGAAAGGGAAAGAAGGGGGGAAAUCAAAGCCUCGAUUUUACUUGUUUUUUUUUUCCCCUCUCAUAGGCAGGGUUGUGGUGGUGGUGGUGGUGGUGGGCGUCAUCGCGAGAAAAAUUUGAAGGUCUUAAUGGUGGGAUCUUGGGUAGGUAGCGGGGUGGUCGAUGGAUCGAUGUGUAGGUGUGUGUGGAUUGAAUGGGAUGGGAUAGGAUGGGAUGGGAUGGAGAGAGAUGGAGUUGGGAGAUGGGAGAAGGAAGGGAGAUACUUGACGUUACUAGAUUCUUCGAAUGCAAGCUUUAUGUUUCUACUUGACUACUACCCUACUUACUUACUUACUAUGAGCGAGAGAUUCUUUAGCUUUGCGUAUGGAUACAUACGGUGA